ACUGAUUGGACUACAUAUUUACGUCAUCGCUGUGCGCGUUUAGCGAGAAGGUCCUCCAGCUAGAGAGCGAUGCACGUGAGUGUGUCAGUCAGAGGUUUGAGAAAACGUAGUUUGCUGUCUGUCUUCUCUUCGGCUCAAACGGGCGUUAAUAAUAAAAAUAGGCAUGUAAUUGAGCAAAUACAGCGUCACUUUAUUUCAUUUUACAACGUUAUUUGUCCUCUGAAUCGCCAUUUUUACUCUCCACGGUGUAAACGGAGCAGCUCGACGAUGGAGCAGGCAGCAUGCGACAGUUCAACGCCACCGGCGGAGGUAAACACGCCGGUGUCCGGUGAGAAAACCACCACGGAAGAGGCGGCAGAGAGUGUGAAAAGAAAGAGCGACGAGACAACCUGCGAAGCCGAGACAAGUGGCCAAAGCAAGAGGCGAAGAGGAGCGGGAGGGAAGAAGCUCCGUCCGGGCGAGAGAUACAUCCCCCCUCCGCAGAAGCGGAACCCGGGUGUGAGCUUCAGCAAGGAGCACUUCGACGAGACCUCGUACUACUUUGAAGGUGGCCUACGCAAAGUGUACCCGUACUACUUCGACUUCAAAACCUACUGCAAAGGUCGGUGGAUUGGGAAGAGCCUCCUGGAGGUGUUCAAGAGCGAGUUCAGAGCCGAGUCCAUCGAGUAUUACCAGAGGGCCACCAAAGAGGGUCGCAUCCGGCUGAACGAGACACCUGUGGACGACCUGUCUGUGGUGCUCAGGAAUAAUGACCACAUGAAGAACACGGUGCAUCGCCACGAGCCCCCUGUAGUCGGCAGACCCCUGGAGGUUCUGGUGGACGACGGGGAAGUGCUUGUGGUCAACAAGCCCGCCUCCAUCCCGGUCCACCCCUGCGGCCGUUUCCGCCACAACACGGUGAUUUUCAUCCUGGGAAAAGAGCGAGGCAUCUCUGAGCUCCACACAGUCCACAGACUGGACAGGCUCACCUCGGGAGUGCUGCUGUUUGCCAGGACGCUGGAGACAUCAAAGAAACUGGACCAGUUGGUGAGAGACAGACGGCUUGAAAAGGAGUACGUGUGCAGAGUAGAGGGUGAGUUUCCAGAAGAGGAGCUGAUCUGCGAGGAGCCCAUCCUGGUCGUUUCCUUUAAAAUUGGCCUCUGCCGUGUCGAUCCGAAGGGAAAGGAUUGCAGAACCGUCUUCCAGAGGCUCACCUUUAAUGGGAAAACCAGCGUGGUCCGCUGUUUACCAGUGACUGGUCGCACACACCAGAUCAGGGUCCACCUCCAGUACCUGGGCUUCCCCAUCCUCAAUGAUCCCAUCUAUGGGUCCUUGGCCUGGGGUCCUCACAGGGGGAGGGGGGGACUGGUGGGAAAGAGUAAUGAGGAGCUCUUUCAGGCCCUGGUAGAGGAACAUCGCUCGCAGGAAAGUCUCCACCUGCUGGAUAUUCCGGACGAUGGGAUUGAGCAAGAGGCUGAGAAAAACAAAACGUCUGAGAAAGGACAAUCAUUAGAUGGCCCGUCUGAACCCAACAAAAGUGCAGAGAGUCAUCAGACCGACACACAUGUGCCAGCAUGUGGCAGCUCAAGCAGUGAGACGGUGGAUAAGGUGAGUCAGGGCUGCACGGACCCAGACGGUAACGAUGCCUCCUCUCCCAAAACUCAGCCCAACAAAUCAAAUGGAAAUCAAACGGAGGCAACAACUCUCAAAAGUCCUCCCGAGACGAGAGACCACCUGUGUAGUGAAUGUAAGCUGGUCCGACCAGAUCCCACAGAGAAGGAACUCAUCAUGUAUCUCCACGCUUUACGCUACAAAGGACCUGACUUUGAAUAUUCCACAAGUUUACCCGAUUGGGCCAAAGAGGACUGGGUCGAGGCGGAUUGGUGAUGACCUGAUGCUCAUGACUUUGGUGUUUAGGUUACUGCCAUCGUGCAUGCUUUUUCCCCAGACAUUGAAAAGAAUGAUCAGAAAUCCUUUGAGAGGUUUUGCUUUGAGGCAGUUUAGAUGUUCCUGUCUUAACAUAUGCUGAAUGUAGAAAUAUGUUCCCUUUGGCUCCAAGCUUUUUAUGCCUUAAAUACAAAUAGAAAAUGGGUUUUGUAUUCAUUCUCAUUUUUGUUUUAAUCGUCAAGAAAAUAGUUUUAAUUUGAUUUCAUCCUUUUUAAGUCUGUAAUCUGCCCAGUGCUCAAACCAUGAUCUGAAAUAAAAAGCCAGUCUGCAGGAAAAUAAAUGAUUUAUUUUAUUUGAGCUUUGUGAAAAGUUAACAUUGACACCUGUAAACGAUAGUGGCGGUGAGGUAGAGGUGGAGUCAGCGAUUCUGGAGAAAGAAAUAACCCCCCCCCCCCCCCCCCCCUCCAUAUGUACCAAUCCUCUUGCUCUCACUGGAGUCAGAAUCCCUGACUCCACCUUUAAAGGCCCAGUGUGUAGUGUUUAGGAGGAACUAAUGGCAAAAAUGGAAUAUAAUAUUGAUAAGUAUGUUUUCUCAAGUGUAUAAUCACCUGACAAUAAGAAUUGUAAUUUUGUUACCUUUAGAAUGAGCCAUUUAUAUCUACAUAACAAGCGGGUCGUCUUCGUGGGGUCUGCCUUUUGCACUGCCAUUAUUCUACAGAAGCCCAGAAUAGACAAACGGAGCACUGGCUCGAUGGGGCCUUUAGCGUCUUCUCAUCUGCCGCUGUGGUGCCUACACACUUGGCACACCAGAGAAGUUCCAGUUGGUUGCAAUCCCACACACUAGACCUUUAGGUUCGUCUGAUGAUUGAAAGCCUGUGAAUCAUUUUGUCCGUCUCUAAGGCAGGUUAUUUUCUGCCGAGUGAUUUUUAAAAUGAAUGCUCAAUGUAGAAUUGUGAUUGUACAGUCAAGAUGUCAAAAGAAAACACUUACAAAGAGAAAGCUGGAAAAUAAAGCUGCUCAUAGGCACAUCAGACAGAAGUCUCUUCUUUGCCAGGCCUUUGUGCUGACCACCAUCACUGCACCUCUAACACCUCUUUUUAUAUACUUAUCAAGAACCAUAG
Anarrhichthys ocellatus (wolf-eel) is the source of this 2987-nucleotide messenger RNA. It is a transcript of the gene rpusd2, whose product is annotated as RNA pseudouridine synthase domain containing 2. Bases 70 to 1866 code for a protein of 598 amino acids. The record is from RefSeq and is a predicted model, not a curated record. The transcript is spliced from 3 exons. NCBI's taxonomy places the organism in Eukaryota, Metazoa, Chordata, Actinopteri, Perciformes, Anarhichadidae. Gene Ontology annotation, molecular function: RNA binding; pseudouridine synthase activity. Gene Ontology annotation, biological process: enzyme-directed rRNA pseudouridine synthesis.